AUGGCAACUCUUCAGGAUGCCUUUGUUGCGAAUGCCGCAGGUGCCCCGUACCCAGAUCUUGGUCCGUACUUCUCUCCGCCGGAAAAUCCGCAACAACAUGGCAUCUGCACGAAUCAGAAAGUCCACAGUGCUGACUAUAUGAAUUUCUCCAUAUUCGGCAUGGCCAUCAUCUUCUCAGUUGGUGGCCUCAUCAUAAUUGCGUCCUACACCAUUGAACCUUUUGUCGGUUGGCUGCAGAAACGACGGAGGCUGGACUCAUACUCACGCCUUGAGUGGUGUACCAACGAGACAACUCAGUUACAGCGACUGGCUAACGAGGAAAUCGGGCUGGGCGUCUGGGACCGCAUUGACGAGACGAUUCCAGUGACAGGGAGAGGCGAUUUACUGGCUGUUCUGGAUCUGACGGAUCCGAAGCAUCCCCGUCUGAGAGCGCCACCGGUACCGUAUGAGGAUGAGUUUCACGUUGGAUCACUGAAAGUUGCUCAGGAUAGCCCGGAACCCGGUGAGGCCGACCAAGAUAAGAUUGUUCGUGAGGAUAUUCAAGAAACUGAAGAAACGACCAUGGAAACGCAGGUUCGCCAGGACAGUGAGGAGGAUGCCCGGGCUCAGGACUUCCAAGCGAACGGUCCGGUAUCACAUCGUUAA
Molecule: messenger RNA, 645 nt
Organism: Lasiodiplodia theobromae
Lineage: Eukaryota; Fungi; Ascomycota; Dothideomycetes; Botryosphaeriales; Botryosphaeriaceae
Product: Cytochrome p450
Exons: 2
Coding region: 1-645 (214 amino acids)
Source: RefSeq, a predicted model, not a curated record